UGUGUAUCUCACCGUUUCAACUCCUAUCGUUUUUGUAAAUCAAUAUACUUCUGAUUCUCUUCGGCUUCUCCUAAAAAUACUCAAUUCCAGAUAUCAUCAUGAUGAAAACAGUUUCUUCAAAACCUCCGAGAUGUCGUUACCUUAUCUUUUGAGCACCAUCAGGGUUUGAGAGGCUUGGAGCGAUGGUGAUCUUCGCGCCGAAACCGAUCUGUUUUCUCUGUGUUCCCCAUCUAUGUUUUCGCCGGUAAAUUGUUUCCAUCGUUCGCUUCGGCUUGCUUACCGCCUUAGGAAACAGUGCGUGCUGUGAGGUGCCAGAAGAUUCCACAACAGACAGACCUUAAUCGGCCUCCUCUAUUUACAGAUUUCCUGAGAAAUUUUUGUCCAGCCGCCGUAAAAUUGGCCUAAUGGAGACUGAAAUGAUGGAGAAUUGAUGCAGUACGUGUGCUUCAUGGGAGACUCGCCACAAAUAGUAAGGGGAUGGAGCACAGAAACCAGGAGACGAUGACACGCUACAUUGAGAUGCUUCUGUGAACAAGUUUUCCAGCAGAGUAUGGAUGACGACAUGAAGCAAGCUAUGAACAAAAAAAAAACAGCUGAUCUCAAAACAUGUAGAAGUUAAAAAGGACUCAAUAAAGAUCACUGGAAUUGCUCUAAGUUUUGGGUGAUAUUCAUGGACAGUACUCGGAGUGUUUGAAUACAGAGGCUUCCCUCCUACAGCUAACUGCUUAUUCUUAGGAGAUUACGUGGACAGAAGGUAGCAUAGUUUGGAGAUGAUCUGUCUUCUACUUUUCUACAAAAUAAAAUACCCGAGAACCUUUUAUUUCUGAGAGGAAACCACGAAUGAGCUUCCAUCAAGAGAAUCUACGGAUUCUACAAUGGAUUCUACCGUAGAUUCAGUGUGAGACUGAAAAGUGCUUACAGAUUCUUAUGAGUGCCUCCUGUAGCUGCUGCAAUAGCCAUAAGAUGUUAUGCAUGCAUUCCUUUCUCCUGAUUUGACAACCGUGGAACAGAUUGCAAACAUUAAGCGACCUACUGACCAGACUCUGGUCAGCUCUGUGGUCUGCUUUGAUCUGAUCAAGCAAAGAUGUCAAAGCUGGUGGAUGAACCACCGUGGAGUCUCUUACACGUUUGGACCUGAAAAGGUCACUGAGUUUCUAAUAAAAAACGCUUGCUAUUAUACUUUAUGCUCUUAACUACGGUGGUGACUUCGACAAUGCUGGUGCAAUGAUAAGUGUUGGUGAGGGUACUCUUUUCAAAUUCUUAAGCAUGUGGAUCGGAGGUCCUGGUUCUUAUGAUCUGAUUUUUUUUUUUUUUUGACAGAGUUCUUAUGAUCAAAAGAGGUACUUCAAGUACCUUCUUGAUUCGAUCUUUUAGAUUCGCAGGUUGCAGUAGUCUUUCAUCUAAAAUAACGUAGCAAGCAACCUCAUAGAAAAGCUGUUGUUUAUCAAUUCUAAAAUUGUGUAGAGUAUGACACCAGCUCUCACUAUUUGUGUACACAAUGCUUAAGAAUUGUGAUGACAAGAAGAUCAAGAAGAUUUGUGAUGUAAAUUCAGAUCCUUCAAGAACUACUGAAAAUGUGAACGGAGAAGUACCUGAAGCGAACAGCUCAUCGCUGCGGUUGCCAGUGGUAGUUGAGCCCUGUGGCUAGAUGUCGAAGAGUAUAUUCUCAUGCUCAUGAUUAUCAUAUCAAUUCUAUCUCAAAUAACAGUUUCAACAUUGUUGAUGUCAAGCCUGAGAAAAUGGAAGAUCUAUCUGGUAAGCCAUGGUUUACUGUUCUUUCUGUCCAUCAAGCAACUGUGUAUCUAUUACUGCAUUGUUUGUUGCAGAGGUUAUCACAUCAGCAGUUCUAAAGGCUCAAUUCGCCUGAUUGAUCUAGCUUUAUGUGAUUCACAUUCCAAAUUGUUUGAGGAACCAGACGCAGCUGGUUCUAAAUUGUUCUUCACUGAGAUCAUUGCUUCAGUGUCAGACAUCAAAUUUGCAAAAGAAGGAAGAUAUCUACUUAGCCGUGACUACAUGACACUUAAGUUAUGGGACAUUAACAUGGAUUCAGGUCCGGUAGUGACUUUCCAGGUUCAUGAACAUCUGAAACCGAAGCUCUGUGAUUUAUAUGAAAAUGAUUCCAUCUUUGACAAGUUCGAGUGUUGUAUAAGUGGUGAUGGAUUGCGAGCAGCCACAAGUUCCUACAGCAAUCUGUUCCGUGUGUUUGGUGUUUCCCCGGGAAGUACUGAGACUGCAACCUUAGGAGCAAGCAGAAAUCCAAUGAGUUUGAACCUCUCGGGGAAAAAAGACGAAAUUGGCAAACAUGAAACCAGGCAAGAGACUUAUGACGGUACUUGAGACUUUGUCCUUUUAGGCCUUGCAAGGAGGCUUAAAAUGCAUUUUACAUGUUAUACCAUAUCUUCAUGAACACUAACUAUUUUUUUCUCUUAAAACUUUGUGUUUUAAUGAUUUUCUCUGACUCAUAUUGGACAGUAAAAAGUCUGCAAAGUUUUAUUUUUCCAUCAACCGAAUUACUCAGGUCA
Molecule: messenger RNA, 2522 nt
Organism: Brassica rapa (field mustard)
Lineage: Eukaryota; Viridiplantae; Streptophyta; Magnoliopsida; Brassicales; Brassicaceae
Product: serine/threonine protein phosphatase 2A 55 kDa regulatory subunit B alpha isoform
Cellular component (GO): protein phosphatase type 2A complex
Molecular function (GO): protein phosphatase regulator activity; protein binding
Source: RefSeq, a predicted model, not a curated record